GCGGUGGCGGCGGCGGCGGCAGCCGAGACCCAGACAUCUGGGACUGUUGUUGUUCUCUCGCGGCGGGACCGCCUCAGUCCGUUCGCCCAGAAGGAGACCCGGAGCUGGUCUAGAAGGGAGCGGGUGGCCGCAUCGCCUCUCUCUCCUGCUUUCCCAGAGCUGCGGCAGGCGCUGGUUCAGACACCCUGCGGUCGGUCUCCGAUGCCCUUCAGUGAGGAGGGGGCGUCAGAACCCUGGUGAGCGCAUCUCAGCCUCCGGCCCCCAACUCAGUGUCUUCGCCGCCCCCCCCCCCCCCACGCCCUCACGCCCCAGUCCGGCUGCCAUGGCUGAAAACGCAGAAGGAGACCUGAACUCCAACCUGCUCCACGCCCCCUACCACACCGGGGAUCCUCAGCUAGACACGGCCAUCGGGCAGUGGCUCCGUUGGGAUAAGAAUCCCAAAACAAAAGAGCAAAUUGAAAAUCUGUUACGGAAUGGGAUGAACAAGGAGCUACGAGAUCGUCUUUGUUGCCGAAUGACUUUUGGGACUGCGGGACUUCGUUCUGCUAUGGGGGCAGGAUUUUGCUAUAUAAAUGACCUUACAGUAAUACAGUCAACACAGGGAAUGUACAAAUACCUUGAGAGAUGUUUCUCAGACUUCAAGCAGAGAGGCUUUGUCGUUGGGUAUGACACCCGGGGUCAAGUUACUAGCAGCUGCAGCAGCCAGAGACUUGCAAAACUCACUGCUGCAGUCUUACUGGCCAAGGAUGUUCCUGUGUACCUUUUUUCAAGAUAUGUUCCUACGCCUUUUGUACCAUAUGCGGUCCAGGAGCUCAAAGCAGUUGCAGGUGUGAUGAUUACUGCUUCUCACAACCGCAAAGAAGACAAUGGGUACAAGGUUUAUUGGGAAACUGGUGCCCAGAUCACAUCUCCUCAUGAUAAAGAAAUUCUGAAAUGUAUAGAAGAAUGUGUGGAACCUUGGAAUGGUUCCUGGAAUGAUAAUUUAGUGGACACCAGCCCACUGAAGAGAGAUCCUCUGCAGGACAUUUGCAGAAGAUACAUGGAAGAUCUUAAAAAGAUCUGUUUUCACAGGGAAUUAAACUCAAAGACCACCUUGAAAUUUGUACAUACAUCUUUUCAUGGGGUCGGACAUGACUAUGUGCAGCUGGCUUUUCAAGUGUUUGGUUUUAAGCCUCCUAUUCCAGUACCAGAACAAAAAGAUCCUGAUCCAGAUUUUUCUACUGUUAAAUGCCCAAAUCCUGAAGAAGGAGAAUCCGUGCUGGAACUUUCUUUGAGACUGGCAGAGAGAGAAAAUGCCCGUGUAGUGCUAGCCACAGAUCCUGAUGCAGACCGACUGGCAGUGGCAGAGCUUCAGGAGAAUGGUCAUUGGAAAGUAUUCACAGGAAAUGAAUUGGCAGCUUUGUUUGGGUGGUGGAUGUUUGAUUGCUGGAAGAAAAAUAAAUCAAGAAAUGCUGAUGUGAAGAACGUUUAUAUGUUAGCUACCACAGUCUCUUCCAAAAUUUUGAAGGCAAUUGCACUUGAAGAAGGAUUUCAUUUUGAAGAAACAUUACCAGGUUUUAAGUGGAUUGGAUGUAGGAUAAAAGACCUCCUGGAAAAUGGGAAAGAAGUCCUUUUUGCAUUUGAGGAAUCGAUUGGUUUUCUGUGUGGAACUUCAGUUUUGGAGAAAGAUGGGGUGAGUGCAGCCGUUGUUGUUGCUGAGAUGGCAGCUUACCUGGAAACCAUGAACAUAACGUUGAAACAGCAAUUGACUAAGGUUUAUGAAAAAUAUGGUUAUCAUAUUUCAAAAACGUCCUAUUUCUUGUGUUAUGAUCCAAUUACCAUCAAAAGUAUAUUUGAAAGGCUUCGCAAUUUUGAUGCUCCAAAAGAAUAUCCAAGAUUUUGUGGGACAUUUGCUAUAUUGCACAUUCGGGACAUUACCACUGGAUAUGACAGCAGCCAGCCUAAUAAGAAAUCAGUGCUGCCUGUGAGUAAAAACAGCCAAAUGAUUACAUUUACUUUUCAAAAUGGCUGUGUGGCUACUCUUCGGACAAGUGGGACAGAACCCAAGAUAAAGUAUUAUGCAGAGAUGUGUGCAUCGCCUGAGCAGAGUGACACUGCCUUACUAGAAGAGGAAUUGAAGAAACUCAUUGAAGCUUUGAUUGAGAAUUUUCUUGAGCCCAGUAAAAAUGGACUGAUCUGGCGUUCUGUUUAGUGCACACCAGCACAUCAUUAUUUUGCACUGGCACAUGGAACAGAACAACAAAGAACUCCAUGUGUUGACGUCAUGUUAGCAUUCUCUCUUUAUCUCCUCUGGCCAAGUAUCCUUUUACUUUUAUUUUCUUUCUUUUGGUUGGCUGACUAACCAAGCAUAUCAGUUCAAAAUGCAAUGGUCUAGAGAGAAAUGAUUGAACAAAAGUCAUUGCAUUAAAAGUAUUAUAGUGACAUGUUGUUCUUCCUUUAACAGAAAAAAAUACAUAAGUGAGUUUUCUUAUUUAAGUGUGAUUAAGCUUAGUUCCAUAUUAUAAUUGUGUAGAGCACGGUUUAAAAAAAAAAAA
This is a messenger RNA of Hyaena hyaena (striped hyena), 2534 nucleotides long. RefSeq names its product phosphoglucomutase 2 like 1 (gene PGM2L1). The coding region runs from base 323 to 2191 and encodes 622 amino acids. Gene Ontology annotation, molecular function: intramolecular phosphotransferase activity; glucose-1,6-bisphosphate synthase activity. Gene Ontology annotation, biological process: carbohydrate metabolic process. The record is from RefSeq and is a predicted model, not a curated record. Lineage: Eukaryota; Metazoa; Chordata; Mammalia; Carnivora; Hyaenidae. The transcript is spliced from 14 exons.